Monodelphis domestica (gray short-tailed opossum) is the source of this 9262-nucleotide messenger RNA. RefSeq names its product RAB44, member RAS oncogene family (gene RAB44). Gene Ontology annotation, molecular function: GTPase activity; calcium ion binding; GTP binding. The record is from RefSeq and is a predicted model, not a curated record. Lineage: Eukaryota; Metazoa; Chordata; Mammalia; Didelphimorphia; Didelphidae.
CAGAUCUCCAUUACUAAGCCAAACUCUUGGGGGCUCAAACAGGAGUCUCCUUCAGACUCAGAAGUGACUCCAAGGAGCCCCCCAGAGCCAUCUACAGCCCCAGCUACUGUGCCAGAGCUCAGUGUUGUUGGUGAGCCAAGGCCUGAAAAGACUUUCCAGUGGGACUUUCAGAGAGUGCCUUCUGGGGAACCAGCGAUAACUACUGGGGGACAGGCCACCCCUGUGUUAGGAGAUUCCUUGGACAACUCCAAUUCCCUGUCUAGUCAGAAUCUGGCUGGGUCUAGUAAGGGGAUUGGGGAUACAAAUGGUGUUGAGCUUGGGCAAGGAGAGGGGCCCACCUUGGACUUGCUUUCCAGCUCUGAGGAGCCACUACAAACACUGGGCCCCUCUGCAGACUUUCAGACCAACGCCUGGGAAGUGGGUCCAGAGGCAGCUCCUCAUCCAGCUGGCUCAGAGCAAGAAGUGGGGUCCUGGGGAAAGGAAGGAUUCACAUCUGGACCAGAUGUACCUAUUGAGACUACUGAUCCAGUGUUGAUUCAAGAAAGUGUUCCCAUGAGGGAUCCAGAACAAGAAAAAACAAAUACAGAUGGGUGGGAGAUUGGGGCCAGUCAACAGAAUGAUGUUUCUGGUCAGGAAACUGGGUUCAGAGAGUCACCUGGGCCAGAUGUGGAAAAUUCUCCCAGCCAGGAAGCUGGACUUACAGAAUCACCUGGACCAGAUAUAGGUAAUCCCCAUGCACAGGAAACUGGUCAUAAUGAAUCACCCAGACUAAAUGUGGAUGGUUUUCUUAGUCAGGAAGAUCAGUUCUUAAAAUCACUUGGGGUAGAUGUGGGAAAAACUCCUGGUCAUGAAACCCAGUUUAUUGAUUUAGCCAGGGUCAUGGAGCUACCUGAGAUAGUUAUGGGAAAUGUUUCUGAAAAGGAAACUGAACCCAUAAUGCCUCCCAGAGCAGAUGCAGAUGAUGCUUCUGCUCAGGAACUUGGAGUCCUGGAAUUAGUCAAGUUGGAUGUGGGAAAUGCUCCUUAUGAGAAAGUAAGACUCCUAGAAUCAUCUGAGCUAGAGAGAAAGAAUCAUUCAGGCCAGGAAAUUGGGCUCCUACAGUCUCUUGGACCAGAGGCAGAUAUUUAUCCUAGUUAUGAAGCCAGGCCCUUAGGGCCAGACCAACAAGAUGUAGGUAAUGUCACAGAGUUUCGCAGGCUAAUUGGGAGUUAUGUUCCCAAUCAGAAAGCUAGAUUCAGGACAUCACCUGAGACAUAUGCUCUUAGCCAGGGAAGUGGGCUCACAGAGGAACCUUGGCCAGAUGGGGAUGAUGUCUCUGGCCAAGAAAUAAGGUUUAUAGAGUCAUGUGAGAUAGACAUCAGUAAUGCUUUUGGUAAUGAGGCUCAGGUUUUGCAUUCAAUUGGCCCAGAUGUGGGGGAUGCUACCAGUGAGGGAAUCAGGCUUAUAGAAUCACCAGAUGUGGGAGACACCCCUAGACAUGAAAAUAUACUCAUAGACUCACCUGGACCAGAUAUGCAAAAUGCUACUGAGCAGGAAGCCUGGACAAGUGUAGGUGAUACUACUGUUGAACAAGCCAGAGCCACAGAGUUGUCUAAGAGUGAUGUGGGAAAUGUUCCUGAUCAGGGAGUUGGGCUCAUAGAGCCACCUGAGCUAGAUUCAGGUGAUGUUUCUGGUCAGGAAACUGGGCUUAUUGAACCAGGUGAAAUAGACAUGGAAGAUACUUCUGGUCAGGAAGCUGAGAUUCUGCAUUCAUCAGACUUAGAUAUAGGUGAUGUUCUUGGCCAGAGAGUCAGGUUAUCUGGAUCAGAUGUGAGUGAAGUUCAGGAAGCUGGACUGAUGGAGUCAUCAGUGAUAAAGCUGUCAAAUUCUCCUGGUUGGGAAGAUAAGUUCAUGGGGUCAACUAAGACAGAUGUAGUUAUGGAUGCUAUUCAAGAAUCUGGGCUUAUAGAUGUAGAAUCUGAGAUAUAUGUAGGUAAUAUUCAUGGUCAGGAAGCUGGGCUCUCUAAGUCACCUGGGCCUGAUGGAGAUGCUAACUUUUUGUGCUCUCCCAGCUCAGAUGUGGGGAUUCUUACUCUGGAAGCUAGACUCAUUGAGUCAACCAAGAUGGAUAGAGAUGAUGUUAAUAUUCAGGGUCCUGGGGUUACAGAGUUGUCUAAAAUUGUAGGAGAUGCUUCUGAUCAAGAAACCAGUCCUAAGACAGGUACUCCUAGUGAGGAAAUCAAAUCAUCUAGGCCAGAGAUGGGAAAUACUCUUGUUCAGGAAUCUAGGCUUAGGGAGUCAUGGGAGAUAGAUAUUGGAGAUACUCCUGGUCAGGAAGCUGAGAAACUACACUCAUAUGGCCCUCAGGUGAGUAACAUUCAUGGUCAGGAAGCUGAGUCCACUAAGUUAUCAGUGUUUAAUCUGAAAGAUUAUUUCAGUCACAAAAGGGAGUUGGAGUCAUCUGAGGAAGGUGGGGAUGAUGGAUAUAGUCAGGUAAUUGGGCAGACAGGAUCACCUGGAUUAGAUGUGAGAGAUGUUCUUGGCCAGGAAAUCAGUAUUAGGGAGUCUUGUGAGAUGGCUGAGGAAGAUACUUUGGGGCCCAUGGAGUCAUCAUCAGUGGUUACUCUGAGAGAGACUUCUGUUCAGGAAGGAAGAUUCUUGGAGUCACCUGAGGAAAGCAUGGAUGAUGGGUCUAGUCAGGUAACUGAGCAGACAGGGUUAGCUGAGUCAGAUGUGAGGGAUGCUCUUGACCAGGAAGCUAGAUUUAGGGAGUCUUAUGAAACAGAUUUAAGAGGUGCAUUGGGAAAGGAAGUUGAGAUUCUGUACUCAUUUGGCCCAGAUGGGGAUAAUGCUUCUGGUCAAGGAAUUCUGAUGCUAGAGCCACAUGACAUAGGUGAUGCUUCUCGUCCUGGUCAGAUAGCUGGGUAUAUGGAGUCCUGGGGGCCAGAAAUGGGUGAUAUUCCUAGAGAGGAAGCCAAGAUCAUGUACUCACCUGGCCCAGAUUUGGGUGAUGCUUUUGGCCAGGAAGCUAAGUUUCAGGAAUUGGGUAAGAAAGAUGGUGGGGACACUGAGGUCAUAUAUUCACCAGGCUUAGACAUGAGUGUUUCUUCUGGUCAGGAAGCUGGAGUCAUGGAGGUACAUGGGCUAUCUGAGAGUGAAUCCUCUAUUCAGGAAGCCAGAGAUCUGGUGUUACCUGAGUCAGAAGUGAGUGAUGGCCUUGGUCAGGAAGUUAUGAUGAGGGAGACACAUGAGGCAGAUGUGGGAAAUGCUUCUGCUCAAGGUACUGAAUUGGCACAUUCACCUGGGCCAGGGGUAAGUGAUUCUGUUGGUCAGGAAGUUGAGAGCAUGCAUUCUCCUGGCCCCUCUGUGGGAGAUUCUUCUGGUCAGGAAGCUGAAGUGACAGAAUUACAUAGGGCAGAUGUGGGAAAAGCUGAGAACACUAGAUCAAUGUCACCAUCUGAGAUGGACAUGAAUGAUGCCCCUGGCCAGGAAAUCAGUAUUAGGGAGUCUUGUGAGAUGGCUGAGGAAGAUACUUUGGGGCCCAUGGAGUCAUCAUCAGUGGUUACUCUGAGAGAGACUUCUGUUCAGGAAGGAAGAUUCUUGGAGUCACCUGAGGAAAGCAUGGAUGAUGGGUCUAGUCAGAUAACUGAGCAGACAGGGUCAGCUGAGCCAGAUGUGAGGGAUGCUCUUGACCAGGAAGCUAGAUUUAGGGAGUCUUAUGAAACAGAUUUAAGAGGUACACUGGGAAAGGAAGUUGAGGUUCUGUACUCAUUUGGCCCAGAUGGGGAUGAUGCUUCUGGUCAAGGAAUUCUGAUGCUAGAGCCACAUGAGGCAGACAUAGGUGAUGCUUCUCGUCCUGGUCAGAUAGCUGGGUUUAUGGAGUCCUGGGGGCCAGAAAUGGGUGAUAUUCCUGGAGAGGAAGCCAACAUCAUGCAUUCACCAGGCCCAGACAUGAGUGUUUCUUCUGGUCAGGAAGCUGGGGUCAUGGAGGUACAUGGGCUAUCUGAGAGUGAAUCUUCUAUUCAGGAAGCCAGAGAUCUGGUGUUACCUGAGUCAGAAGUGAGUGAUGGCCUUGGUCAGGAAGUUAUGAUGAGGGAGACACAUGAGGCAGAUGUGGGAAAUGCUUCUGCUCAAGGUACUGAAUUGGCACAUUCACCUGGGCCAGGGGUAAGUGAUUCUGUUGGUCAGGAAGUUGAGAGCAUGCAUUCUCCUGGCCCCUCUGUGGGAGAUUCUUCUGGUCAGGAAGCUGAAGUCACAGAAUUACAUAGGGCAGAUGUGGGAAAAGCUGAGAACACUAGAUCAAUGUCACCAUCUGAGAUGGACAUGAAUGAUGCCCCUGGCCAGGAAAUCAGUAUUAGGGAGUCUUGUGAGAUGGCCGAGGAAGAUACUUUGGGGCCCAUGGAGUCAUCAUCAGUGGUUACUCUGAGAGAGACUUCUGUUCAGGAAGGAAGAUUCUUGGAGUCACCUGAGGAAAGCAUGGAUGAUGGGUCUAGUCAGGUAACUGAGCAGACAGGGUCAGCUGAGCCAGAUGUGAGGGAUGCUCUUGACCAGGAAGCUAGAUUUAGGGAGUCUUAUGAAACAGAUUUAAGAAGUACACUGGGAAAGGAAGUUGAGGUUCUGUACUCAUUUGGCCCAGAUGGGGAUGAUGCUUCUGGUCAAGGAAUUCUGAUGCUAGAGCCACAUGAGGCAGACAUAGGUGAUGCUUCUCAUCCUGGUCAGAUAGCUGGGUUUAUGGAGUCCUGGGGACCAGAAAUGGGUGAUAUUCCUGGAGAGGAAGCCAACAUCAUGCAUUCACCAGGCCCAGAUAUGAGUGUUUCUUCUGGUCAGGAAGCUGGGGUCAUGGAGGUACAUGGGCUAUCUGAGAGUGAAUCUUCUAUUCAGGAAGCCAGAGAUCUGGUGUUACCUGAGUCAGGAGUGAGUGAUGGCCUUGGUCAGGAAGUUAUGAUGAGGGAGACACAUGAGGCAGAUGUGGGAAAUGCUUCUGCUCAAGGUACUGAAUUGGCACAUUCACCUGGGCCAGGGGUAAGUGAUUCUGUUGGUCAGGAAGUUGAGAGCAUGCAUUCUCCUGGCCCCUCUGUGGGAGAUUCUUCUGGUCAGGAAGCUGGAGUCACAGAAUUACAUAGGGCAGAUGUGGGAAAAGCUGAGAACACUAGAUCAAUGUCACCAUCUGAGAUGGACAUGAAUGAUGCCCCUGGCCAGGAAAUCAGUAUUAGGGAGUCUUGUGAGAUGGCUGAGGAAGAUACUUUGGGGCCCAUGGAGUCAUCAUCAGUGGUUACUCUGAGAGAGACUUCUGUUCAGGAAGGAAGAUUCUUGGAGUCACCUGAGGAAAGCAUGGAUGAUGGGUCUAGUCAGGUAACUGAGCAGACAGGGUCAGCUGAGUCAGAUGUGAGGGAUGCUCUUGAUCAGGAAGCUAGAUUUAGGGAGUCUUAUGAAACAGAUUUAAGAAGUACACUGGGAAAGGAAGUUGAGGUUCUGUACUCAUUUGGCUCAGAUGGGGAUGAUGCUUCUGGUCAAGGAAUUCUGAUGCUAGAGCCACAUGAGGCAGACAUAGGUGAUGCUUCUCGUCCUGGUCAGAUAGCUGGGUUUAUGGAGUCCUGGGGGCCAGAAAUGGGUGAUAUUCCUAGAGAAGAAGCCAAGAUCAUGUACUCACCUGGCCCAGAUUUGGGUGAUGCUUUUGGCCAGGAAGCUAAGUUUCAGGAAUUGGGUAAGAAAGAUGGUGGGGACACUGAGGUCAUAUAUUCACCAGGCUUAGACAUGAGUGUUUCUUCUGGUCAGGAAGCUGGAGUCAUGGAGGUACAUGGGCUAUCUGAGAGUGAAUCAUCUAUUCAGGAAGCCAGAGAUCUAGUGUUACCUGAAUCAGGAGUGAGUGAUGGUCUUGGUCAGGAAGUUAUGAUGAGGGAGACACAUGAGGCAGAUGUGGGAAAUGCUUCUGCUCAAGGUACUGAAUUGGCACAUUCACCUGGGCCAGGGGUAAGUGAUUCUGUUGGUCAGGAAGUUGAGAGCAUGCAUUCUCCUGGCCCCUCUGUGGGAGAUUCUUCUGGUCAGGAAGCUGAAGUGACAGAAUUACAUAGGGCAGAUGUGGGAAAAGCUGAGAACACUGGAUCAAUGUCACCAUCUGAGAUGGACAUGAAUGAUGCCCCUGGCCAGGAAAUCAGUAUUAGGGAGUCUUGUGAGAUGGCUGAGGAAGAUACUUUGGGGCCCAUGGAGUCAUCAUCAGUGGUUACUCUGAGAGAGACUUCUGUUCAGGAAGGAAGAUUCUUGGAGUCACCUGAGGAAAGCAUGGAUGAUGGGUCUAGUCAGAUAACUGAGCAGACAGGGUUAGCUGAGCCAGAUGUGAGGGAUGCUCUUGAUCAGGAAGCUAGAUUUAGGGAGUCGUAUGAAACAGAUUUAAGAGGUACACUGGGAAAAGAAGUUGAGGUUCUGUACUCAUUUGGCCCAGAUGGGGAUGAUGCUUCUGGUCAAGGAAUUCUGAUGCUAGAGCCACAUGAGGCAGACAUAGGUGAUGCUUCUCAUCCUGGUCAGAUAGCUGGGUUUAUGGAGUCCUGGGGGCCAGAAAUGGGUGAUAUUCCUAGAGAGGAAGCCAAGAUCAUGUACUCACCUGGCCCAGAUUUGGGUGAUGCUUUUGGCCAGGAAGCUAAGUUUCAGGAAUUGGGUAAGAAAGAUGGUGGGGACACUGAGGUCAUAUAUUCACCAGGCCCAGACAUGAGUGUUUCUUCUGGUCAGGAAGCUGGAGUCAUGGAGGUACAUGGGCUAUCUGAGAGUGAAUCCUCUAUUCAGGAAGCCAGAGAUCUGGUGUUACCUGAGUCAGAAGUGAGUGAUGGCCUUGGUCAGGAAGUUAUGAUGAGGGAGACACAUGAGGCAGAUGUGGGAAAUGCUUCUGCUCAAGGUACUGAAUUGGCACAUUCACCUGGGCCAGGGGUAAGUGAUUCUGUUGGUCAGGAAGUUGAGAGCAUGCAUUCUCCUGGCCCCUCUGUGGGAGAUUCUUCUGGUCAGGAAGCUGAAGUCACAGAAUUACAUAGGGCAGAUGUGGGAAAAGCUGAGAACACUAGAUCAAUGUCACCAUCUGAGAUGGACAUGAAUGAUGCCCCUGGCCAGGAAAUCAGUAUUAGGGGGUCUUGUGAGAUGGCUGAGGAAGAUACUUUGGGGCCCAUGGAGUCAUCAUCAGUGGUUACUCUGAGAGAGACUUCUGUUCAGGAAGGAAGAUUCUUGGAGUCACCUGAGGAAAGCAUGGAUGAUGGGUCUACUCAGGUAACUGAGCAGACAGGGUCAGCUGAGCCAGAUGUGAGGGAUGCUCUUGAUCAGGAAGCUAGAUUUAGGGAGUCUUAUGAAACAGAUUUAAGAAGUACACUGGGAAAGGAAGUUGAGGUUCUGUACUCAUUUGGCCCAGAUGGGGAUGAUGCUUCUGGUCAAGAAAUUCUGAUGCUAGAGCCACAUGAGGCAGACAUAGGUGAUGCUUCUCAUCCUGGUCAGAUAGCUGGGUUUAUGGAGUCCUGGGGGCCAGAAAUGGGUGAUAUUCCUAGAGAGGAAGCCAAGAUCAUGUACUCACCUGGCCCAGAUUUGGGUGAUGCUUUUGGCCAGGAAGCUAAGUUUCAGGAAUUGGGUAAGAAAGAUGGUGGGGACACUGAGGUCAUAUAUUCACCAGGCCCAGACAUGAGUGUUUCUUCUGGUCAGGAAGCUGGAUUCAUGGAGGUACAUGGGCUAUCUGAGAGUGAGACCCCUAUUCAGGAAGCCAGAGAUCUGGUGUUAUCUGAGACAGAAGUUAAUGAUGGUCAGGAAAGUGGACUCAAAGAAUCAGUGUUAGCAGCUGAAGGAGAUCCUAUUCAGGAAGCUGAAUUCUUUGAGUCACCUCAGGAAGGUGUGGAUGAUGGGUUUUGCCAACAAAUUAAGCAAUUAGGGUCAACUGAGACAGAACUGAGGGGUGUUCCUGUUCUGGAAACUAAGAUUUUUCACUCCUUCAGCCCAAAUGUGGGUGAUUAUCCCCAUCAAGAAACUGAGAGGCUCAUGGAUUUCUCUGGGCCAGUAGUGGCUAAUUUUUCUGAUGAGGGAGCCCAACUCACACAGUCACCUGGGCCAAAUGUAGGGGAUGCUCUUGAGGAAAAACAUGGCAACAUAGAGUCCCCCAGGCCAGAUAUACUGCCUGUCAUUCCAGAACAUGGAGUACUGCAGGACCAGAGUCCAGAUGAGGUGCAGAGAGCUGAGGACAGGGGACUCCAGAGCCAAGCUCAGGAAGGGUCCUUGUUUCCAAAGGAUGGUUCUGGAAACACACUUGACCCUGAAGAUUCAGGACAGGGUCUUUCCAUCAUGGUGGAGGCAGGAGCCCAGGCUGGAUCCAAAGUCUUGGGACAACAAAUAACAGCCACCUCCUUGGAGCCAAGAGAAGAAAAAAGGUCAGGAGUCAUUGAGGAAACCAACCUUAAAAUCGAAGCCAAAAGGGCCACAGCCAGCCUAGUGGAAGGAUCUCCUGACCCUGAUUACCUGUUCCACGUUCUUUUCCUGGGAGACUCCAACGUGGGCAAAACAACAUUUCUGUACUUGUUACAUCACAAUUCCUUUGCCACAGGCCUGGCAGCAACUGUAGGGAUGGAUUAUCAGAUCAAAAACCUGGUGGUGGACAAUAGACGGUUUGCAUUGCAGCUCUGGGACACAGCGGGACAGGAGAGGUACCACAGCAUAACCAAGCAGUUUCUCCGGAAAGCUGAUGGUAUCGUGCUCAUGUAUGAUGUCACCUGCCCAGAAAGCUUCCUUCAUGUGCGCUACUGGCUUGAUUGCCUCCAGGAAGCAGGAGCUGAUGAUGUUGCUAUCCUCCUCCUGGGGAACAAGACAGACUGUGUGGAGGAGAGGCAGGUGUCCACCGAGAAUGGACAGCUCCUGGCUAAGGAAAUUGGGGUUGCCUUUGGAGAAUGCAGUGCUGCCUUGGGACAUAAUAUCUUAGAGCCCAUUGUGACAUUAGCCAGGGCAAUGCAAGAACAGGACAACAGAUUGAGACACAAUCUGGUGGACUUGGAGAAGAAGGAGGUGAAGAAGAAGGCGGGCUGCUGUUCCUGAACUCUGUGGGCCUGGCAGGCUUUGAGGAGCCCAUGGUACAUGAUGGUGGCAGGACUCAGUCCCUUCAGUCCUGCCUCCUUCCUGUCUGACUUUGACAGCCAACGACAGCAAGAGGAACUAUGAAAAUUCAAGGAUUUUGAGCUAAAAAAAAAAAGCAUCCAUGAAACAUUUUCAUUUUAUUUUCAAUAAAAUUGAAUGAAUCUUCACUUUAUUUUCAAUAAAAUUGAAUGAAUCUUCA